Molecule: messenger RNA, 3471 nt
Organism: Orbilia oligospora ATCC 24927
Lineage: Eukaryota; Fungi; Ascomycota; Orbiliomycetes; Orbiliales; Orbiliaceae
Exons: 8
Coding region: 1-3471 (1156 amino acids)
Biological process (GO): vesicle-mediated transport
Cellular component (GO): Mon1-Ccz1 complex; intracellular membrane-bounded organelle
Source: RefSeq, a predicted model, not a curated record
AUGGCGAAGAUAUCUGUUGCCAAAUCCAACCGUUGUGAGUGCCGAAAGCGAGGGCCGAUCUCGAAAAAGGGUAAGGCCGGCAAAAUUUCGCAACCUCCACGGGUUCCUAAAGGUCGUAUGUCGGCGCCUUAUAGUAAUAUCGACUAUAAGCACAAUGUUCUAGCCGCGGAUAACAUCCGAAUCCUCGGAGAGGACACUAUCUUCAAAUUGGAUCGAGAAGAUCGAUCGGGCCAAAAUAUUUUGGAUCUCUAUUAUGGAUUCAAGAAUAUGAUUGUUGGUCAGAGAGAGCAUACGACAAAAAUAGGCUCCCUAGUCGAAACUUGCCAUCGCAUCCUAAAGGGCUACAACGAUCUCAAGGCUAGUCGCAACCCUGACUGGGACUAUGUCAUGGACGAAAGCCUCACAUCACAAGAAAACGCUCUGGAAAUCGAUGAGUACCUCUUCCGCUCAACGCUUCGAUUAUCAGCUAGGCAGCGACGCUCUACAGCGAAGCAACAGCUGGAGCAAAAGUUCCAAGAUCUCCUUAUCGCCGAAGUUGAAAUCUUGGAAAAUCUCAUGCUAAAUCAAGGUGACCUCCAGGGCAUGACCAAUCACAAAAUACAUAGAGGAAUCGGUCCAAAACACGUUGUUGCUAACAUUAAGGAUCACAUUAAACCCGAUUACCUAUGCGGUUACUCAAACGCCCAGUCAGCACUUUCAAUACCAUCGGAAACCUGGGAUAAAAUCCCUCGGUCACUAUGUGUACUUUCACCGAACAGCGAAGAAAGCGCUGAGUGCCUCUUCCUUCCUUUUCUCGCCUUGGAGCUCAAAUGGAGAGGGACUUCAGAGCGAGUAGUUAAAAACCAACUGGCUCGAUGUUUGUCCAUACUCGCGGAGCGACAGGCAGAACUCGAGAGAAUUUCAAAUAGCGUGAGUACAACACCUAUCUUUGGUCUUACUGGAGUUGAAAGGGACUUCACUCUCUGGGUAAUGUUUCGAUAUGAGAGUAAUUACGGGGGAGAGGUCCGAACCCACUAUGAUAUGUGCGAGCUCGACUCCUACGAUUUAACAUCUAAGGAUGAUGUAGAGGGCUUCCGUGCUGCAAUGACUAAUAUACAUGAUUGGGUGGAAAAUGAAAGGAAGGCGCAUUUCAUGAGGUUCCAACUCCCCGACCCCGGAAUGGCGUCGUCGCAGGCUCACUCAUCGGUAGAACCCGCUUCCCUUUCAUAUCUCGCCAUCUUCAACCCCUCCCUCGGACUCACAGACGAAACACUACCCGACCAAAUCGUCUUCUGGACGUCGCGUUCACCGGCUUCGCAAAAUGAGUGUCUGAGACAGAUAGGCCUUGCGCAAGGAAUAAUCGAAUUCGCAAGGGGCUUCUCUGGAGCGCAGGAUUUAAACUCCGUCGAGACGCAGAAGAGCAGAAUCGUGCUCCAUGAGAUCGAGGCCGGAUGGUGGAUUCUAGCUUCAAUCGAGUUUACGAGGAUCGAUUAUGCUACUGAACCUCCAACUACGGAAUACUCGCCGCGAGAGGUAGCACCGUAUUCAGUACUCAUUUCACAACUUAAGACGUCAUAUCGACAAUUUCUGCUUUUCAACGGAAAUCUUGAUUUCAUACUAUCGAAUCACGGGCGGGACGUCCUUGUCCAGCGACUAGACAAGUUUUAUGCACGAUGGGCAUUGGAGUGGGUGAUUCUGCUAAAUGGCAAUCCUGCUGUGGACGUAUGGAAUGGAAUCAAAAUUGGCAGAGGAGUUGGUGAAGAGGAAAAGAAAGUACUUGGUGGCUUCGCAGAUCAGAAUCGGACCGAAGCAGACGGGUCGGAACGAAUGAUCGAUCUCGUUGUAUCUCGGUUCGGGAAACUACCCGGCGAUGAAAAGGAUGUGAAGGAUACAAAGAAAACUAAGCUAGGAUUUUCAACCCGAGGGACAGGAAGGAUCCCUGGCCCAGAUGAUGGGUGUAUUUAUAGGGGCCUGGGAAACUUGACCAACGAAAGUGUGAGGGAUUUGGCAGAAUGGAUGGCAAGAUGGUAUCAACAUGGAGAUUCCUCUUUCGACUAUCAGACGGUACGACCGUCGAGGAAGAAGGCUCGCCGCGGCAAAUCCAAAACGACUCCGGUGCCCCCACCAGCGGAAACCCCGCCAUCAGGAAUUACAACUACGAUAACGGCAGCAGAGGCGCCUGAGGGAUCAGCUUCAGCAACAGCAGCGGAGACUGUGGCUCCCAUCGAAGAAGCUAGCGAACCGGAAACGAGGUUGCCUCCCCCGCUUUUCCCAACAGAAAGUCAACAGAACGCCCGGGAGGCAGAACAACCGCCUACAUCUGGUCUAGAAGGUCCUAAAUCUAAAGAUAAGGAUAAAAAGAAGGGCAAGCCGUCUGAUGUGACUGGUGGAUCGAGCAAUGGACAAUCUUCAGGGUCAAAAGGAGGCAAUAAUCUGAUGCUAAAUGUUCUAACAUUGGGCACAUAUGCGGCAUACUCUGCUUGGAAUCGAAAAGGAGAGGAUGAUCCAUCUAAAGCGGAUACGGCCGAUCAAAAUGCAGAACCAAACCCCACGGAGGUAUCUGGCAGGUUCAUUAUUGGGUAUACCGGUGCUUUGGACGAAGAUGAAGAAGACUCGGUUGUGAGUGAUGAAAACGUAGACCAAAAGGAUUUCAUAUCAACCACUAUCUGGGUCGCGAGGACGAAGGAUAUGUCACCUAAUGAAGAUGGCGCUGAUAAACAACCUAUUCUUGAGGAGUGCCGUCUCGUUGCAUAUGCCGCAUAUCCCUUCAUAUUCGCGAUGCUCUUUCGUUCGACUAACGAAUCCCUUACGAAACCAAGCUUCUACAAGCUACUUCACGAGCAGCUAGCCCCCCUGAAGGCCCCACUGAUAUCUUCAUCCGAAAAGCAAUAUCAACCGUCAAAUCAUAAGGGUGUUUUCGAUCUUAUAUUUGAUCCAGCCACCUUGACCGUGCAUACAUCUCUGCCUAGUAUUCCGGGGGCGCCACCCAAUACUCCGCUAGACAGUACGACCAAUGGAGGACUGCCAAGGGUUGAAGCCCUUCACGUCCACACGCAAAUACUGAGGGUGAUUGAAGACACUAGGUGGAAAGACAUUCCCCUCGGUGCCCCCUCUGGAGAAAGGGAACGAACCAACCGAACAAGCCGGGGCUGGUGGAUCGCUUGGAUGCGCCUCGAAGGGGUCGAGCCACAGAACAGAUCUCAGCUAGCUUCUACCACCUCCCCAGCUACCACCAUCGACUCUCAGAUAGAACAACAGGGUCUUGUACCACCUGCAGAUGAAAUUACGUCUUUUAUCGGCUCGGUUAGCAAGCAUCGACGGGGGCGCCGAGAAGCAUUUAUUAUCCGAAAGGGGUCCGAUCACAGAACGCAUGUACGGGCUUCAAAAGACAGCAAGAGCGGGUUUUCCAUCCCAAUAAAACUAAGCGGCGGGCUUGGCAUCGAUACUAAACAUUAUUUCGACCAAUUAUUAAACCUUACAGCAAGGACUUAG